Etheostoma spectabile (orangethroat darter) is the source of this 7853-nucleotide messenger RNA. RefSeq names its product supervillin a (gene svila). NCBI's taxonomy places the organism in Eukaryota, Metazoa, Chordata, Actinopteri, Perciformes, Percidae. Gene Ontology annotation, biological process: cytoskeleton organization; actin filament severing; actin polymerization or depolymerization. Gene Ontology annotation, cellular component: actin cytoskeleton; cytoplasm. The record is from RefSeq and is a predicted model, not a curated record. Gene Ontology annotation, molecular function: phosphatidylinositol-4,5-bisphosphate binding; actin filament binding.
UCUCUCUGCGAGGCUCUUUCUGAAGCAUGCAGGACACUGUCGUUCAUCUUUGUUAGUGAUGGGGCCUAAUUUGCUUGUCUUAGCUAAUGAGCUUAGCCCGUGCUGAGGAGCCGUUAAGCCUGCAUGUGGUCGUAGUGGGCCCUGCUAAGCGUUGAGUUAGAGGAACCAGAGCAGAGGAGUGGAUCUUAGAAGGGGCAGAGCUGCAGCCACAGCUUCACCACUCCAGGACCACCUCUACUACCGGCACUGCAGAUGGGACGUCUCUCUCUCUCUCUACACUCUUCACUCCCUCCCUGCUCUGCCUCUCUCUCUAAUGCUACCUGACCCCCCUCUGUCUCCCUCUCUAUCCGUCCCGGAGCACUGACAAACUGCUUUUGUAGCUACAUCACUUCUUAGGCAGCUGCCCCUCUGUCUACCUUUCUGUCUUUCCAUCUCUUUCACUCCUUUUCUGUCUUACCCUGUCCCCGGACUUUUGUUGCCAAAAUGUAUCGGAACCCGUGGAUCUCGAAUUACCUGACUCAUGUCAAGUUUUGCAGCCAAGGACUUGGGAGCGAGACCCCCAUUAAACUAAACAACCCCAGAUUGCUACAGAAGAGAGCUUUGAGCUUCCCGAAAGAAUUCUCCUUCGACGAAAAAGACGACCCAGCCAAAAACACCAAGGAUAUAGAUGUUAGUCUCUUGGCCAAUCUCCCUAAAGUCUCUGAAUUGAGGAAACGAUUUGAAGGCAUUACCACAAGCGCAAGUGACUGGGAAAUGAACAGAAAGGAGCGAAUUGCUCGGCGGUUGGAGGGCAUAGAGGCCGAGGCACAUCCGUCCCUGCUGCCUAGCUUGGUGGCCAACCGGCUUCUGGAGGAGGACACGCCACGAUACACCAGGGCCUCCGAUCCCUGUGAGCCCUUUGGGGUUACAGUCCAGCGGUUUGGCACGGAGGGAUUUGAAAGCCCAGAAAUGCAGCUGACGGCUCCAGAGCGACAGUCCAGAGCUCGAUGCAGAAAUGAGCCUCCGUCCUCCAUUCACACACAGCCUGUGUACACCUCGGGCCCCACCACCAGUGCCCUCGAGCUGGAGUCCAAGGCCGAGCGCAUCGCCCGCUACAAGGCGGAGCGGCGCCGGCAGCUGGCAGAGCGCUACGGCAUCUCUUUAGAUCAGGAGCCGGACUCUGACCAACCCCCCCGCUACACUCGCACCCAGAAGGAGCCGGAAGGCUCCGAGAAGCGGAUCCGAGGGAGGCAUGGGGAGGAAGGGCGGGAUAUCACCCAGAGUUCUUACACCAACACUUCUGCCACUAGCCCAAGGGCGGGACGCACGUCACCACAGCACGGCCACCCCGACCAUGGUUACGAGCUGGGUCGACCCAGGGUGGACUCGUUCUCAGAGAGGGAGAGGCUGAUGAACCUGGAGAAUCAACGUAGGGCUGCGCCUCCUGAGCCUCCUUCCUCCUCCUCAUACAUGGAUGUGACACCAUUGUCCUCAUCUGUCAGGGUGCCCACCAAGGACUCUUCAGUCACAGGGAAGCCAGCGAGUUCACCCAAGCUGAGCAGGCACCUUUCGCUCUCCUCACCUAAACAUGGGGUGUCUCCUGGGGACCUGUUCAUCGAGCAGCAGGCCCACCACAUCCUCAGCAGACAGGGUGCAAGGGCGAAACUGAGCACUGAUUGGUUCCUCCAGACUGAUGCUGAGGGCGACACCCAUUCCCUCAUCAACUGGCCCUCGAGAAUCAGAGUUAGGGAGAGGCUUGCCAGAGAGGAGGGCCACCAGAGAGGCCCAGAGCUAGGAAAUGUUACCGAAGCUCCGGUGUCCCGCAGACAAUCUAAGGACCAGAACUCUAAACGAUAUCACGCCGACCCACCAGGCCUCCAGCAGGCUUACUCCCAUCCCCACCAAAAUGCCCAGGCUCAGAUCACCCGACCUGGGCCACCGGGAGGACAAGAAGUUGGCGGUUACCCCAGUUAUCUGUCCAUGGCCUCUGGUCCCACAUCCAGAGCCGGGCCGCAGCAGCAACAGCCCCAGGGGGAAGAGACUGGGGAGUCAGAGGAUGUGAAGACAGAGGGCCUUCUAAAGAGCAGGAAGGCAGUGCUGCCCUCUGAAAUCCGCCGCAGGGAGAGGAGCACUGAGGACCCACGGAGAGGAGGAGGGGAAGAGGAGCUAGAGAUGUCAAGGGCACUGAGUCUUGCAAGGGAGGCCGAGGUAGAGGAGCCUACAAGAGGAGGACAUAGAAGCAGUCCCAGGUGGGACGACACUGAGCACACCUCUUAUCCGCAAGCAUCAGAGAGCAGGCCCAGAGAACGGGAAAAUGCCACUUAUAUCCAGAAAGGGGGGGUUGCUGCCACCCACAUCCAGCCCAGAGAGGCACAUGCAGGCCCAGGAAGCUCCACCUCCAGCCUAGCUCCGAGUCGCUUGGUGUGGGAGGCUGGGGAUCCACGAGGGCUCAGUCAGAAGAACCUGCAGCACCAGGCCCAUGACCUCCGAGAGGUCAGGGAGGGUGAUGGACGGAGUAACCGAGAAAGUCACCAGGACAGCCGGGUGUCUGUGGCCCAGCUCCGACAUUCCUACAUGGAGAGCACCACCACCCCUCCAACCAGCCGCAGGACUGAGCUUGAGGUUGAAGGGGACAGGGCACUCACAGGCCACGGUGCCCUAUGGAGAGGGGAGAGGGACAGGGGGCGCAGGCCCCGACAGUAUAUCUAUCCCGGGGAGGGUAGAAAGACCUCAGAGAGGUUUAGGACGCAGCCCAUCACUUCUGCUGAGCGCCAGAAGACUGAUAGGUCCUGCGUGAGUUCAGAUCUUGCUUCCACUGAAGCUGAUGAAGAGACUCUAGAUGAACGGGCCAAGCUGAGUGUAGCAGCCAAGCGUUCUCUCUUCAGGGUGCUGGAAAAGACAUUGGGGGGCGGAGCUCCAAAGCCACAUCCAAAAGCGGGGGUGGACAGGAGACUAAGACGGACACAAGCCGAUCCAAAAACUCACCUCACCCGAAAAUAUAAUCCCCGCAUAAUGUUGGUUCCGCCAAUUUGUAAUCCUGCACUUCAUAACUGUAAGACUCCCGUUCACUGCACUGUGUACAACGCGCUGGGGUGUGCCCUCCUCCAACUGUGUCAGCACUGCUCACUGCUGGCACGCGUCCCUAGCCCCACCCUAGUUACCAGCACUGUCCAGCCAUACAGCCUGCAGGCGUCCUUGCAGCAGAGUGCCGCCGCCCGGGAGCAGGCGCGGGAGAACCGGCAGAUGCAGGAAACCCAGGAGGUCCAGCGCUCGAAGCCCGCGUCCACGGUGGAGGGAAAAGGUCAGGGUCAAGAUGAGCCUGAUCUCUGCACUCUCAGCCUGGCAGAAAAGAUGGCGCUGUUCAACAGACUGGCUCAGCCUCCCAUCAGGGUUACCCGUACCAGGGGGGACACACGCCAGCGCAGGACCAACACUCGCUACCAGACACAACCCAUCACACUGGGAGACAUGGAGCAGGAGCCUUCAGACGUAGACGUCAGGGAUGAACAGGAGCUGGGUGACAGCCCGGUAGAGCACCUACAACUUCACAACGGUACAGGCUCUCGGUUGGGACCCCUCCCUACUUCGUCAUCCUCCUCUUCUGCUCUGAGAGAAGACACUGUCUCCACUGACCAUGCCGGAGACAUCCACAUAACCAGAGCGGCACCCAGGGUCCAACCCCUGACCCCCAGCGCUGACAGCUCUCUGCCCGCUCACCACCCAGACGCCCCCCCCUGGAGGUCCCUGAACUCCGCGGACCAUCAGAGAUACCAAAUCCUUCCUCAGGGAGAAGACGGAGCUGAUCAGUGGCCAGGGAAGAGGAAGCUUCCCUCUCCAGAGGGAGCGGUCAGGCAGGUCGCUCUGCCCCAGCCCCUGACUGGAAGAGAGAGGAGGGAGGAAGAGGAGGAGGAGUGGCUAACCAGAGGGUGGGGAGACAGAGCUGUGCAGAGCUCAGAGAGCCACAUGCGCCAGGAGAGGCUGGAGGCGUAUCUAAGGGAGGAAGCACACUACCCAGACGGCCAGAAGAGCAGGGCCAUCAGUGGAGAGCCUCCGGAGUCCACUGCGGUGACGUCAUCUGGUUCGCCCAGCAGCGUGUGUCGGCCUCCUGCGGACACACACACAGACGGCCUGGUUCAGCCGGUGGAGGAAGACGAGCUGUGCAACAUGAUGAUGGCCAGACACAUGUCCAUCAAAGAGAGAGUGGCCUUGUUGAAGAAGAGCGGCGAGGCCGACUGGAGGAACAGGAUCAAUAAGAAGCAGGAUGUGGCGAAGGUUGCCGUGGGCGACCAGCACGCUCAGCACUGGGAACUGGAGCAGAGCUUCAAGAAGAAGGACGAUGAAGCACAGAUGCUGAUCGAUGAGUUUGCUGUGUCCGACCUGCUAUGGGAACCGGUCUUUCCCUCUACUUUUUCUCCUCCUCCUGAGCCUGCGAUCCGUACUCCAUCCUCUGACGAGUCCGCCAACCAGACCACAAGAUCUCCCAGACCCAUGCAAGUGGAUGAGAAACACCCCUGGAGACGGAAGAGAAUAGCUGAGGCUGAGAUGGAUUGCCAGGGGAUGGAGGCUCACAUGUCCAUCCAGGAGAGGAAAGAGCUGAUAGUAGCCCAAGAGGAGGCCUGGAAGAUGAAAGGCCACGGAGCCGCCAAUGACUCCACCCAGUUCACUGUGGCUGCCCGCAUGGUGAAGAAAGGGUUGGCCUCCGCCUCCGCCCUCCAGUCUACAGUGUCCUCCAAACCCAAGAACAGCAGCCUUGCAAUCUCCAAACCACAGGAAGACCUGGAGGAGAUGUCUGAUAUCGAAGAGAUCAAGGCCAUACCAGACCUGACCCUGGAGUCAGACAUGAAGCUGGACAAACUGGAGUCCUUCCUCGGCAAGAUCAACAAUAAAGUGUCUGGACUGCCAGAAGCAACCAUCACCGUUACACAGAAGAAGGUAAAGGAAGUGAUGAGCCUCGAAGAUGAAACUUUUUCCAAAUUCUACCGCCACGUGGAGGAGCUCCCCUCCACCACCAACAAGGUGGAGAUAGACGACGACUUUGACGCCAUCUUCGAUCCCCAGGUGCCAAGGCUGACCUCGGAUAUGGUGCAACACAGGCGGGCGGUGCGCCCGACGCGCAACGUCCAAUCAUCUCGGAACCCUCUGAAGAUGCUGGCUGCCAGGGAGGACAUCAGACACGAGUACACAGAGCAGAGGCUCAACAUCGGCCUGCUGGAGAGCAAGAGGAUGAAGGCUGAGAAGAUGAAUAAGAACUCUGGUUUCUCGGAUGUGGCUCUGGCUGGUCUGGCCAGCAAGGAGAACUUCAGCAACGUCAACCUGCGCAGCGUCAACAUCUCGGAGCAGAUGUCCAACAACAGCGCCGUGCCUUACAAGAAGCUCAUGCUCUUACAGGUCAAAGGCCGACGGCACGUGCAGACCAGGCUGGUGGAGCCCCGAGCGUCCUCCCUGAACAGCGGCGAUUGUUUCCUGCUCAUCACGCCACACAACUGCUUCGUCUGGAAUGGAGAGUUUGCCAACGUCAUUGAGAAGAACAAGGCUUCAGAGUUGGCCAAUUUCAUCCAGAGGAAGAGAGAUUUAGGUUGCCGAGCUAACUAUGUCCAGGUCAUCGAGGAGGCCGUCGGCACAAAUAGCCACGCUGCCAAAGAUUUUUGGAAAAUCCUGGGAGGGCAGUCGAGCUAUCAGUCUGCAGGAACCCCAGAUGAAGACGAGCUGUACGAGGGUGCCAUUGUGGAGACAAACUGUAUUUACCGCCUGAUGGAUGACAAACUGGUCCCAGAUGAUGAUUUUUGGGCCAAGGUGCCCCGGUGUUCCCUGCUCAACCCCAAGGAGGUUUUGGUGUUUGACUUUGGCAGCGAGAUGUACAUAUGGCAUGGUAAGGAAGUAACGCUGACCCAGAGGAAAGUGGCCUUCCAGCUGGCCAAGCACCUGUGGAACGGCACCUUUGACUACACAAACUGCGACAUCAACCCGCUGGACCCGGGAGAGUGCAACCCACUCAUACCAAAGAAAGGCCAGGGCCGCCCGGACUGGGCCGUGUUCGGCAGACUGACACAACACAAUGAAACCACCCUCUUCAAAGAGAAGUUCCUGGACUGGAGCGACUCCAGGAAAACACCAAGUCCCACAAAAAAGGACGACCACACCGCUGAUCAAAAGGAGCAGCCCAUGUCUGAUCAGCCCCACGCGUACGCCGCCGCCCUUAUGCUGCCCCUCCAUCAGGCGCCCGUCUGCACCAAACUGGACGGGUUCAAUGUGGGCCGGGGUUACGGCCUGGUGGAGGCAGAGGACUGGCGGAGCUACGAGGUCAGCACGCUGGCUGUGGAGCUGUGGCACAUCCUGGAGUUUGACUACAGCCGUCUGCCGCUGCAGAGCAUCGGCCAGUUUCACGAGGGCGACACAUACGUGAUGAAGUGGAAGUAUAUGGUCAGCACUGCAGUUGGGAAGAGACAGAACCCGGAGCAGCAGAAGAUGACAGGGGCCGGGAAAGAGAAGUGCUGCUACUUCUUCUGGCAGGGCCACCACUCCACCAUCAGUGAGAAGGGAACAUCAGCACUGAUGACGGUGGAGCUGGACGAGGAGCGCGGACCACAGGUUCAGGUCCAGCAGGGUAAGGAGCCUCCAUGUUUCCUGCAGUGCUUCAAAGGAGGGAUGGUCGUCCACUCAGGGAAGAGAGAAGAGGAGGAGGAACACUCCCAGGGUGACUGGCGUCUGUACUGUGUGCGGGGGGAGGUGGAGGUGGAGGGCCACCUGCUGGAGGUGGCCUGUCACUGCAGCAGCCUGCGCUCCCGGGUCUCCAUGGUGCUGCUGAGCGCUAGCCAGUCCCUCAUCUACCUGUGGCAUGGCUGCAAGGCUCAGGCACACACGCGGGAUGUGGCACGCACCGCCGCCAACCACAUCAAAGAACAUUGCCCCCUGGAAACCGGCCUCCACAGCAGCAGCAAGGUGACCGUCCGGGAAUGUGACGAGGGAUCAGAGCCCACAGGAUUCUGGGAACCCCUCGGGAGGAGGGACCGGAAAGCGUACGACUGCAUGCUGCAAGACCCGGGGAGGUUUAACUUCACACCACGUCUGUACCAGUUGAGCAGCAGCUCGGGGGAGUUUGCAGCGGUGGAGUUUCUUUACCCUGCCAGAGAGCCCAGGAAAGUCAACUCUAUGCCUUUCCUGCAGGAGGACCUUUAUGCAGCUUCCCAGCCAGCCCUGUUCCUGGUGGACAACCACCAUGAGGUGUACCUGUGGCAGGGCUGGUGGCCUCAGGACAGUGAAAGCACCGGCUCAGCCCGAAUCCGCUGGGACUCGGACAGGAAGUGUGCCAUGGAGACUGUGCUGCAGUACUGCAGAGAAAAGAAUGAGAAGAAGCCUCCCAAAGCGUACCUGAUCCACGCUGGUCUGGAGCCGCUCACCUUCACCAACAUGUUCCCCAGCUGGGAGCACCGAGAGGACAUCGCUGAGAUCACUGAGAGGGAGGCGGAGGUGUGUAACCAGAUUAUCCUGGUAGAGGACGUGUUGGCCAGGCUGUGUAAGACGGCGUACCCACUGGCAGAUGUUCUGGCCCGGCCGCUGCCUGAGGGCGUUGACCCUCUCCGCCUGGAGGUCUACCUGUCUAAUGAGGACUUUGAGGGUGGAGGGGCUUAUGGGAAGAAAGCCCUGGACAUGACCAGAGAGGAGUACGGGGCCUUGCCUGGCUGGAAGCAGGUGAAGCUGAAGAAAGCCAAAGGGCUUUUUUAAAAACGGUUGGAACGGAGAGCCGGCCAGAAGACACCCGGAUGUUGUUUUUGUCUCCUCUUUGCUUCACGUCGGGACACAACAGAGGCUCAGAAUAGAAACUGUGUAUGUCUACUAUGCUUGAGUAAAUGAAACCCCUAGCAACAAAAUUGCUU